Symsagittifera roscoffensis is the source of this 2632-nucleotide messenger RNA. Its product is annotated as fibrillin-2-like. The record is from RefSeq and is a predicted model, not a curated record. Gene Ontology annotation, molecular function: calcium ion binding. Lineage: Eukaryota; Metazoa; Xenacoelomorpha; Acoela; Convolutidae.
AUUCACUUCCUUUCCUCCGUCAUUCGCAGUGGUGUCAACCAAUCACAAUGCUUGCAUGCAAUGGAGCGAUUCGAUUGGCCCACUGGACUGUUUUGCCCAGAGAGUGGCUUUUGCGGACUAGGCAUUGACCUAAAUGCUGAGGCUGCUUCGGUCAAGACAACUGAUGUUACUGAAGUUACUGAAGUUUGCCAGGUGUUCUUUGACAGAACACAGACCGAUUGCGAUAGCAUUAGAUCUUCUCUUUACGGAAAUGGCAUUCUGCGAGUGAAUGAUUGGACUUGUAUGAGUCAUGGAUUCGAGUUUUGCUUGAAAGAAAAGAUGAAAGAGUGUGUCGAUGUUCUCGGGGGGUUCAAGUGUGACGGAUGCCUGCCAGGAUCUGAGAAAGAUCCAUUGAGCAAUCGACAAUGCAGAGAUGUGGACGAAUGCACUUUGAGUUUUUGUGGGGAGCACAAUACAAGUUGUGCCAACUCAGAUCUCAGCUACUUCUGUCAAUGCGAACAAGGAUUCAACUAUGACGCAGACACUUACGGCUCUAAAUGCGAAGACGUCAAUGAAUGUGAUGCAAAUAAAUGUGGUUCAAACUCGGUUAGCUGUACGAACACAGAAGGGGACUACAGCUGUGAUUGUGAACUUGGAUACCAUUUCUCUGAAGAUCCAUAUGGUUUAGCUUGUGAAGACGUAAAUGAAUGCAGUACUCAAAACUAUUGUGGCAGCAAUUCUGACUGUGCAAAUUUGCCUGGAUCAUAUAGCUGUGUCUGCAACAAUGGUUUCUUUUCUCAAUCUGGAUCCAAUAAAGAUUGUACAGACGUGAAUGAAUGCAGUAUACAAAAUAUUUGUGGUAACAAUUCUGAGUGUACAAACUCACCCGGAACAUAUAGCUGUCUGUGCCACAGUGGUUACUUUUCUGAAACUGGAUCCAACAAAGAUUGUACAGACGUAAAUGAAUGCAGUACUCAAAACUAUUGUGGCAGCAAUUCUGACUGUGCAAAUUUGCCUGGAUCAUAUAGCUGUGUCUGCAACAAUGGUUUCUUUUCUCAAUCUGGAUCCAAUAAAGAUUGUACAGACGUGAAUGAAUGCAGUAUACAAAAUAUUUGUGGUAACAAUUCUGAGUGUACAAACUCACCCGGAACACAUAGCUGUCUGUGCCACAGUGGUUACUUUUCUGAUACCGGAUCCAACAAAGAUUGUACAGACGUAAAUGAAUGCAGUACGCAAAACUUUUGUGGCAGCAAUUCUGACUGUGCAAAUUUGCCUGGAGCAUAUAGCUGUCUGUGCAACAAUGGUUUCUUUUCUCAAUCUGGAUCCAACAAAGAUUGUACAGAUGUUAACGAAUGCAAUGACCAAAGUGUUUGUGGAAGCAACUCUGAGUGUACGAAUGUUCCCGGAACCUUCAAUUGCCAGUGUAACGAAGGCUAUUUUUCGCAAUCUGGAUCUAACAACGAUUGUACAGACGUGAAUGAAUGCAAUACACCGGGUGUUUGUGGAACCAACUCCGAGUGUGUGAAUUUGCCUGGAGCAUACAACUGCCAGUGCAACGAUGGCUAUUUUUCAGAAUCUGGGGACAACAAAGAUUGCACAGACCUGGAUGCGUGCAAUGGACAAAACUUUUGUGGAAGCAAUUCUGAAUGUAUCAAUGUGCCUGGAGCAUUUCAUUGUCGAUGCGAUGAUGGUUACUUUUCACAGUCUGGAUCUAACAGCGAUUGCACAGACGUGAAUGAAUGCAAUGCACAGGGCGUUUGUGGAAGCAACUCUGAAUGCACUAAUGUUCCUGGAGCAUUCAGUUGUCGAUGCACCGAUGGUUUUUUUUCACCCUCUGGAACUAACAACGAUUGCACAGAUGUGAAUGAAUGCAGUGGAGCGGAAAUUUGUGGAAGCAACUCUCAAUGUACGAAUGUACCGGGAUCAUAUAACUGUCAGUGCCGGGAAGGCUUUUCUUCAAAAACUGGAUCCAACCAAGAUUGCACAGAUAUUGACGAAUGUGACAAUGGAAUUUGUGGCACUGCGAGUGCAGGACGUUGCAUCAAUUCUAUUGGUGGAUACCAUUGCCAUUGUAGCAAGGGGUAUGAUUUAUCAACCCAGAGUUAUGGAGGUGGCUGUGUGGAUAUUGAUGAAUGUGACAAUGGAAUAUGCGGCAGUGCGAGUGCAGGGAGUUGCACCAAUUCUAUUGGUGGAUAUCAAUGCCAAUGCAGUGAGGGAUAUUCCUUAUCGUCUGAGAGUUAUGGAGGUGGCUGCGUAGAUGUGAAUGAAUGCAGUGGAGUGGAAAUUUGUGGAAGCAACUCUCAAUGUACGAAUGUACCGGGAUCAUAUAACUGUCAGUGCCGGGAAGGCUUUUCUUCAAAAACGGGAUCCAACCAAGAUUGCACAGAUAUCGACGAAUGUCGAGAAGUUCCGCCCUCCACGGUAUGUAAUCGACGAUUGUCUAUAAGUUGCACUAACACGGAAGGAAGCUUCACCUGUACAUGUGAUGUUUGUCGCUCUAGGGGUUGUUUCCCCGUAGCAAACUGCAAAAACUUCUGAAAAAGAAUCUAUAAACUGCUUCUCAAGGCUCGAAGUUGAAACAAUUAGCUUAGAGUUUUAAAGUUUUCAACUUACUCAAUUCUGAUAUAACCUUCCUCAUGUCAUGAAAAAUAAA